GAGAGAGAGAGAGAGAGACACACACGCACACACUUUGGGGUGUGCUGCAUUAGUUCCUUGAGGAAGUCUAAUACAGACUAUCUUCACAAAAACAACUCUCUUAUUUUAUUUUCUGCUUGGCUGGCAAAGUGCAGACUACUGUGCAUGCUGAGAAUCUAACUGAAGCAACAACAAGAAGAAAAACAACACACAGGCAGGCAGGAAACACAAAACAAAGCUGCUCAUGGAAGCUUUCAGCUCGAAAGACGUGGCCAUGCAGGUUCAGAAGAAGAUUCUGAGCCGCAUGGCCAGCAAGUCAAUGGCCCACAUGUUCGUGGACGACACGAGCAGCGAGAUCCUGGACGAGCUGUACCGGGUGUCGAAGGAGUACACGGGGAACCGCGGAGAGGCUCACAAGAUCAUGAAGGACCUGGUGAAGGUGGCGGUGAAGAUCGGAGUGCUCUACAGACACAACAAGUUCAGCGCUGACGAGCUGCGGCUGGCAGAGGAGUUCAAGAAGAAGCUGCAUCACGGAGCAAUGACCGCCAUCAGCUUCUACGAGGUUGAAUUUACCUUCGACAAGGCCGUGAUGUCAGAGCUGCUCACUGAUUGUCGGGACUUGCUUUUGAAACUGGUGGACAAACAUCUGACCCCCAAAUCCCACGGAAGAAUCAACCACGUUUUCAACCACUUCUCCGACAAAGAGCUCCUGACCCAGCUCUACAACCCCAAGGGCCCGUUCAAGGGCCACCUACAAAAGAUCUGCACGGCUAUGAACAAACUGGUGGAGGAGGGCAAGCUAUAGGGCGCCGCCCUUGUGGAGACAGGGAGGAACUGCUACUGAAAAAAAAAGACUUUUUUUUGUAAUUUAGCAGACGCUUUUAUCCAAAGAGACUUACAGAGACUAGGGGGGGUGAACUAUGCAUCAUCAACAACUGCUGCUGCUGCUGCAGAGUCACUUCCAAUAGGAGCUCGUUUGUUUGACGUCUCAUCCGAAGGACGGAGCACAAGCAGGUUCAGUGACUUGCUCAGGGUCACACACACACACACACACGCACACACACACACACACACACACACAGAGGGAGUCGGUGGCUGAGCCGGGAUUUGAACCUCCUGGUAUCAAGCCCCCUUUCUCUAAUCACUGGACCAGCGAGCCUCUAUAUGUUUUAUGGACUUGACAAGAAUGGACAAUUGUUUUACAUGCAGUAUAAAUACAGAAUUGGGAAUUCUAGGCUAUUUUUAAUACCAAUAUUUUAUCUGAGAUCUAAUGCAAAACUAUCCACCCCAGCCAUUGUAAUACUUUUGUGAUAUCUGAUAUCAUAUUUAGUUAUCAGAAUGAUUCUCUGUAACUGGCAAAGCUGGUUGGAAUUAAUAGCCAUGACCAGGAGACUGAACCCAUUUCAAAACAGUGUACCAUUCUGUAUUGUUUUUUUUUUUAAAGAAAUCUGAUUUGGUUUAUGCUUUUAAAUGUGUUUUUUUUAAUUUUGUCUAUUUUUUUUAAUUUUUAUUAUUAUUAAAGUUUAAUAACACCGUUGGAAACUUUAAUUCUCCAUGCAGUUCGGUAAAUGUUUUAAUUCUGUAAAGACCUUUUUUUUUCAUUUUAUAUAUCAAUGCUGCGAGCUUUUACUGUAAAAUGCGACAACGCCCAAUUCCAGCGAAGAUGUUCUAGCUAAGAAAAGAAAUCACUUUCCACUCCUUGUUGUGAAUUUCCAUUCUCUGCGGGUCUCGUCUGAGCAGUUGAAAUACAGCUGUGGUCAAAAUUUUGCAUCACCUAGAAUCUUAGGAUCGAGACAUCAUUAAAAAAAAAAGUUUAUGAACAUAAUUUAGAUGUUUUAUUUAACCUCAUGUAAUCAAAGAAACUACAAAAGUCUACCAGAAGGAAGCCAUAACAGCAGUACAGUAUUUCAUGCUAGAUUUUGAAACGUCACAUUGUUCGAUUUUGGUUUGGUUAAGUAUCUGGAAAACUAUACAAAGCGGUGGUGUGUAAUUCAAUAUAUUAACGUAACAUUAUUCAGCAGGUUUCAUUUGACUCUAUAAAGCAAAAUGAGUUUAUUCCUAGUGGCCGAUGAAAAACCUUUACAGCCAUAGCUGUGGUCUUGAAAGUAAAUGACAUGUUCUUUGAUUUUGUUUUUACUGUUCUGUUUUUAUGAUGUCGUACUUUUGUAGUGAUUUUGUGGAGUUUUUUUUAAAAGCUUGUAUUGACUUCA
Molecule: messenger RNA, 2189 nt
Organism: Acipenser ruthenus (sterlet)
Lineage: Eukaryota; Metazoa; Chordata; Actinopteri; Acipenseriformes; Acipenseridae
Product: tumor necrosis factor, alpha-induced protein 8-like protein 2 A
Exons: 3
Coding region: 224-784 (186 amino acids)
Biological process (GO): regulation of apoptotic process
Cellular component (GO): cytoplasm
Source: RefSeq, a predicted model, not a curated record